Closterium sp. Yama58-4 is the source of this 5361-nucleotide messenger RNA. The record is from the annotation of a GenBank genome assembly. NCBI's taxonomy places the organism in Eukaryota, Viridiplantae, Streptophyta, Zygnematophyceae, Desmidiales, Closteriaceae.
AUGCUGCCACUAUCGGCGCGCGCGAUCUUGUCGACGCAUCCGCCGCUGCAUCCGCCCGCCGCGUUUGACGCUCGCGCCGUGCAAUUCGGCGGAAAGCCGCUUUGCUGGUGGUCCGGCGACCACGGCGGGUUACGCCUGGGACGACGACGCGAGCCGCGAUCGGCGGCGGAAAAGCGGAAGCACUCCGAUUCCGCCGCAAAUUCCGCCGCAACAGCCGCUCAGCCGUGCGAAAAAGGCGCCGGCACUGAUGCUGCCACUAUCGGCGCGCGCGAUCUUGUCGACGCAUCCGCCGCUGCAUCCGCCGCCGCGUUUGACGCUCGCGCCGUGCAAUUCGGCGGAAAGCCGCUUUGCUGGUGGUCCGGCGACCACGGCGGGUACGCCUGGGACGACGACGCGAGCCGCGAUCGGCGGCGGAAAAAGCGGAAGCACUCCGGCCAGCGGCGCGGGGGUGUGCUGAUGUUUGGAAGCGGGUGCGCGGGGUGCGUUGCGGGGCAGUGGUGUAGCUUCGAGAUCGAAAUACGACCCGCCCGCGAAUGGGUGUUUGCGGCAACAGAAGCGUUUGUGGACUUUCUUAUAGUGGAGCUGUGGGGGCCUUCUAUCGCGUACGCGGACGUGAAGCGUAUUGGGAGCGACAGCAAGCGGUGGAAGGUGUCUUAUCGAGUCUGGGACGCCGGCGAAUACACCGUCACAGUCAUAUCCGGCUGCACCAAUCUCAACUACACCGCCAAAUUCGCCAAGCAAGGAGUCGAGCCCUUUGCCAACUGGACCCUCACCGUCGCCCACCCAUUCGCAAACCUCCCCACCUCGAGAUAUUUCUCCCAGAGCUACUCCCACUCCCCACUCCCAUCUUCUCUCCCUUGCGCCAAUGUGAAAGCUUCCCAUGCGCCUCACCUCUUCCCAUGCGCCUCACCUCUUCCCAUGCGCCUCACCUCUUCCCAUGCGCCUCACCUCUUCCCAUGCGCCUCACCUCUUCCCAUGCGCCUCACCUCUUCCAUGCAUGCGCCUCACCUCUUCCCAUGCACCUCACCUCUUCCCAUGCGCCUCACCUCUUCCCAUGCGCCUCACCUCUUCCCAUCCGCCUCACCUCCUCCCAUGCGCCUCACCUCUUCCCAUGCGCCUCACCUCUUCCCUUACUCACGUGCAUUUCACCCCUUGCCUCAAACCUCUGUCGUCUGUUCUCUCCCUUCCGUACUUUUCACCCCUUGCCAUCCGUCCUCUCCCUUCCUCUCAUGGCUGGUGGCGUCUCUUCCCGUGUGCUUCACCGCUUCCCCCCCCCCCACUGCGGUGGGUGGAGGCGCUGGCGGCGCAGGGCAUUCACCUCUUGUCUUAUCCGACCCUCUGCCCUCCCUCUGCCCUCCCUCUGCCCUCCCUCUGCCCUCCCUCUGCCCUCCCUCUGCCCUCCCUCUGCCUCCCCCUUCCUCUGUGUGUCGCAGGUGGCGUUUCUUCCCGUGUGCCUCGCCGGUGCCCCCGCCGUCGCGGUGGGUGGAGGCAUUGCAGGCGCGGGGCAUUCGGGAGAUCAGCUUUGUGGGCGACUCGCACCAGCGCUUCCUCAUGCUCUUUAUAAACUACCUCGUUAUGCACGACGUCGACGACGCCCUCUGGAAGUUCCACGGAGACAUUGUCGUCAGCAUCCCUCCACCCAAGGAGAGGACGGACUUAAAGCCGCUGAAAUUGAAUUUCUACUGGGUGGAUGGGAUGUACCAUAACGACGAGUACGGAUGCACCCGCCGAGGGUUCUGGUCGCACCGCAACACCACCUUCCCUGAUUUGUCCCUUUCUGCCGACGUGACAAUAAUUGACGGUGGCUUCUGGGCCACCUGCAACUGCUUCCAGCCAGAACAAGCCUUCAGUAAACACCUCCCCGCAUACGUCGCCUGGGCCAGACGUCAACUCGACAGGCUGCAAAAGUGGCAUGCAAAACACAGCAGCGAAAAUGAUGCUCCUACGGGAACAAACGGGAAGCCAUGGAUGCUGUACCGGAGUAUUGUCCCUUGGAAGCCGUAUGGCGACUGCGGGGUUUUGGUUCCGACCAACUUGCUGAUUGAGCACAUGAAUGGGAUGAUCAAGACGGAGAUUCGGCGAUACGGGAUUGGGUAUCUGGAUGGGUGGCCGGUGGAGAUCCCGAGGUAUUUUGAUACAUGUAGUGUCAAGGAUCGGCACUACACUUGCCAUAAGGCGAAAGAAGGCACCAAGAAUGGGAUGUUUUAUGGAGAUGUUGGCGAGGCUAUGCCUCCCCUCUCGUGCUCCCUUGUCUCCUACCCAUCUCUUUCUCUCGUGCUCCCUCGCAUGCCGUGUUAUCCCCGGCCAAAGCCUCGAUUAUGGCAAUUCCCUCUCUCGUGCCAGGCCACUCAUUCCCUCUCCAUCCCUCUCGCACACCCCCUCUCAUACACACUCAUCCCCUCUCCAUCCCUCUCGCACACCCCCUCUCAUACACACUCAUCCCUCUCCAUCCCUCUCGCACACCCCCUCUCAUACACACUCAUCCCCUCUCCAUCCCUCUCGCACACCCCCCUCUCAUACACACUCAUCCCCUCUCCAUCCCUCUCGCACACCCCCUCUCAUACACACUCAUCCCCUCUCCAUCCCUCUCCCCCUCUCAUACACACUCAUCCCCUCCAUCCCUCUCUCGCACACCCCCUCUCAUACACACUCAUCCCCUCUCCAUCCCUCUCGCACACCCCCUCUCAUACACACUCAUCCCCUCUCCAUCCCUCUCGCACACCCCCUCUCAUACACACUCAUCCCCUCUCCAUCCCUCUCGCACACCCCCUCUCAUACACACUCAUCCCUCUCCAUCCCUCUCGCACACCCCCUCUCAUACACACUCAUCCCCUCUCCAUCCCUCUCGCACACCCCCUCUCAUACACACUCAUCCCCUCUCCAUCCCUCUCGCACACCCCCUCUCAUACACACUCAUCCCCUCUCCAUCCCUCUCGCACACCCCCUCUCAUACACACUCAUCCCCCUCCAUCCCUCUCCCCCUCUCAUACACACUCAUCCCCUCUCCAUCCCUCUCGCACACCCCCCUCUCAUACACACUCAUCCCCUCUCCAUCCCUCUCGCACACCCCCUCUCAUACACACUCAUCCCUCUCCAUCCCUCUCGCACACCCCCUCUCAUACACACUCAUCCCCUUUCCAUCCCUCUCGCACACCCCCUCUCAUACACUCAUCCCCCCUCUCCAUCCCUCUCGCACACCCCCUCUCAUACACUCUCAUCCCCUCUCCAUCCCUCUCGCACACCCCCUCUCAUACACACUCAUCCCUCUCCAUCCCUCUCGCACACCCCCUCUCAUACACACUCAUCCCCUCUCCAUCCCUCUCGCACACCCCCUCUCAUACACACUCAUCCCCUCUCCAUCCCUCUCGCACACCCCCUCUCAUACACACUCAUCCCCUCUCCAUCCCUCUCGCACACCCCCUCUCAUACACUCUCAUCCCCUCUCCAUCCCUCUCUCUCGCACACCCCCUCUCAUACACACUCAUCCCCUCUCCAUCCCUCUCGCACACCCCCUCUCAUACACACUCAUCCCCUCUCCAUCCCUCUCCCCCUCUCAUACACACUCAUCCCCUCCCCAUCCCUCUCGCACACCCCCUCUCAUACACUCUCAUCCCCUCUCCAUCCCUCUCGCACACCCCCUCUCAUACACACUCAUCCCCUCUCCAUCCCUCUCGCACACCCCCUCUCAUACACACUCAUCCCCUCUCCAUCCCUCUCGCACACCCCCUCUCAUACACACUCAUUCCCUCUCUUUCAUCCCCUCUCAUCCCCUCUCAUCCCCUCUCAUCCCCUCUCAUCCCCUCACAUACACUCUUAUACACUCUCAUACACUCGCAUUCACUCUCAUACGCUCUCAUCCCCUCUCAUCCCCUCUCAUCCCAUGUCACUCCCUCUAAUCCACUCUCAUACCCUCUCGUACCCACUCAUAUACACUCAUAUACACUCUCAUCCCCUCUUAUAGACUCCCAUACACACUCAUACACUCUCAUGCACUCUCAUUCACACUCAUCCCCUCGAAUCCCCUCACAUCACCCCUCUCAUCCCCUCUCAUCCCCUCGCAUCCCCUCUCAUCCCCUCUCAUAUACUCUCACACACUCUCAUACACUCUCUUACACACAUCCCUCUCAUCCACUCUCAUACACUCUCAUCUCCUCUCAUACACACUCAUACCUCCUAAUCCGCUCUCAUCCACUCUCAUACACUUCCAUACACUCUCAUUCACACUUAUCCCCUCUUAUCCCCUCACAUCCCCUCUCAUCCCCUCUUAUGUCCUCUCAUCACUCUCAUUCCUUCUCAAUCCCUCUCAUUCCUAUUCAUUCCCUCUCAUUCCUUUUCAUUCUCUCUCAUUCCCUCACAUCCGCUCUCAUUCCCUCUCAUCUCUCAUUCCCUCUCAUUCCCUCUCAUUCACUUCAUCCUCUUUCAGCCCCACUCUUUCCCUCUCAUCCACUCUCAUACACUCUCAACGCCUCUCAUCCAAUCUCACACACUAUUAUUCCCUCUCAUCCCCUCUCAUCCCCUCUCAUACCCUCUUAUCCACUCUCAUUCACUCUCAUUCACUCUCAUACCCUCCCAUCCACUAUCAUAUACACUCUCGUCCACUCUCAUCCCCUCUCAUUCACUUUGAUCGCCUUUCAUCCCCUCUCAUUCCCCCUCAUAACCUAUCAUAUACACUCUCAUCCCUCCACAUACUCUCUUACUCAUUCCGUCUCAUCCCCUCUCAUCCCCUCUUAUACACUAUCAUACACUCUCAUACCCUUCCAUCCACUAUCAUAUACACUCUCAUCCCCUCUCAUACUCUCCCAUACCCACUCAUCCAGUCUCAUCCCUCCUCAUACACUCUCAUACACUCUCAUCCCCUCUCAUCCCCUCUCAUCCCCUCUCUCAUCCCUCCUCAUAAACUCUCAAACACUCUCAUCCCCUCUCUUACACUCUCACACCCUAUCAUCCCCUCUCAUCCCCUCUUAUACACUCUCAUUCACUCUCAUACCCUCCCAUCCACUAUCAUGCACACUCUCAUUCACUCUCGUUCCCUUUCAUCCCCUCUCAUCCCCUCUCAUCCCCUCUCAUCCCCUCUCAUCCCCUCUCAUCCCCUCUCAACCCCUCUCAUUCACUCUCAUACACUCUCUUACACACUCCCAUCCCUCCUCAGCCACUCUCGUACACUCUUAUACACUUUUAUUCACUCUCAUCCCCACUCAUCCACUAUCGUAUACCCUCUCAUCCCCUCAUCCCCUUUCAUCCCCUCUCAUACACUCUGAAGCACUCUCAUCCCUUCUCAACCCGUCUCAUCCAUUCUCAUCCCCUCUCAACCCCUCUCAUUCACUCUCAUACACUCUCAUCCCCUCGCAUACACUCUCAUAG